Molecule: messenger RNA, 590 nt
Organism: Soboliphyme baturini
Lineage: Eukaryota; Metazoa; Nematoda; Enoplea; Dioctophymatida; Soboliphymatidae
Source: the annotation of a GenBank genome assembly
AUGUUUCAGGGAGAUCGCGACGAUGCGCCAAACAUAGCCAUAUUGCUGACGGACGGCUUCUCACAGGACGACAUUCUGGAGCCCGCUCGGUUGGCCCGAGAAAACGGCAUCACGAUCAUCGCCGUAGCCGUCAACCCUAACCAGCGGAACCUCGACGAAAUGUUGGAAAUCGCCGGCUUCGUCACUGACAACGUCCUGUUCAUCGACGACUACGAACGAAUUCACCGUUCCAUGGUUCAGUCUUUGGCCGUGACCGGACACAGAACCGAAUUCUCGUCAGACGAAGAACCGUCCGCCUACCGGAAGGCGUUGCACACUGAAUGUAAGGGCGACAGAGUGGAGGUAUCGUUACCGGAGCGGUCUGCAUUUGACGGCAUAAUCUACGUCAAAGGUUUCCUUGGAGUACCAAAUUGUUUCCGCAAUUUCUCGAAGAUUUUUAACGCCUACGAGUCAGACGAAAAAAGCCGUAACGGUGGCGCAAAGAUUGUCAUCAAAUACAACGAGUGCGGAACGAAGAGUAGUCGAAAGGUAAGCGCAUUUUUUCUUGAAUAUGAAUUUCCUAUGCACAAAAUUCACACCAAAUCAUGAGA